This is a messenger RNA of Durusdinium trenchii, 2577 nucleotides long. The record is from the annotation of a GenBank genome assembly. NCBI's taxonomy places the organism in Eukaryota, Dinophyceae, Suessiales, Symbiodiniaceae.
AUGGUGAAGUUGAUGGACGAUCAAGGUGAAGAAGCGGUUGUUGGCAGCCAGGGCUAUUGGCUUGACUUCGGCGAUUUUGUUUCAACCGCAGACCUUGAUGCAGAACACAUUGGAGAAAUCGGUUUCCCCAGAGAUUGGCCAAAUGUUUACGGAACUAGCAAAUCUUUGAAACAGUUGGUCGGGAAGAGAGGAAAGUGCGCUGGAAAGAAAGUGGGUGUUGUGCCUCUACCGGAAGCAUCGCAGCUAUCAUUGGUGAAUGGUCUGCAGUUUUAUCCCCUUCAGAGCUUCUCAAAUGCUGAAAAAGCUGCCAAAGUUGCUGGAAUUGAAGUGGUUCGUGGAUGGGCAGUUUACGAGCACCUUGACAAAGGUACCAGUGAAGCAUUUCUAGCAGAACGCUUUUGGUGGAAUGCCCUGUCUGAUGGGACAUGGGUGGAUUUUACACCAAGGCCGGCAAGGUUCCAGGAGAUGCUCUUAGCAGAGGCUGUUGAUGGCGCUCCAAAGAGCAAGGAACCUUUGACAAGCCGCCAGCAAACUCUCAUGCAGCGUUUGCUUUCACAGCGAUUUCCAAGCUCAAAUGACUCCAAUGCAUCCAGUCCUCCCCCACCGAAGGUGACCUCUCCUGCCUCAGCAGCUGUGACAGCGAAGGUCACCUCGAAAGUGCCUUCCAAGACGAAGACGCCAAUCCCAUCGUCGCACCUUGCGCCGAAGUCGUUGCAGGAACUCUGUCGUCGUGUACAGGCUGGUGAAUUGGAUGCCGUGAGGCAGCUGGAUGAAAAGGAGUCCGCUUUGAAGUUGAUGCUUCUUCUGACGGAUGCUGGUGUCUCACAGAAUGCGGACAUUGGGACCGAGAUGAUUGCAGGUGGCGCUGUGCCGAAACUGACCCAGCUCCUUAGUGCAACAGACUCCUUCACGCAAGAAAUGGCCGCAGCUGUCCUGGGCAACCUUUGCCACGAGAGCCCUCCAAAUCAAGACAAGUUAGCAGAUGCUGGCAUGUUUCAAAAGCUUGUGGAUUUGCUAUCCACAGCAGGAGGACCUGCUCAAGAGGCAGCAUAUGCAAUAUGGAAUUUGACCGUGGGUCAUGAAGAGAACAGUGAUGCCAUCGCUCGCCUGGGAGCAGUUCCAAAGUUGGCCGAGCUUCUGAAAUGCACAUCCGACAUUGCCCAAGAAAAUGCCGCUGGAGCCCUCAUGCACAUCACCAUCUCCCCAGUGGCACGUUCUGCGAUCGGCAGUGCCAUCCCAAAGCUCUGUGACCUUCUACAAGCAAGCUAUGAGCCUGAAGUAAGCACCCAAGCGGCUGGUGCUUUGCUUAACUUGGCCAGUGAUUCGUCCGAAUAUGCCAAGAUGAUUGUAGCCAAUGGAGCAGUGACUCACUUGGUGAACUUGGUAAAGGAAGGCCCUGAUUUGGCUCGAGAAUAUUCUGCUGGAGCACUGAUGAAUUUGACACGAGGCGACAUGGAGGUGGCCACCGCAGCCUCAAAGCUUGGAGCUAUUCCUGCUUUGGCUGCACUACUUUCCAAGCCUUCGGGACACUCGGAGUCUCUUGGAGCCUUGGCGAACUUGGCAAGCGGUAGCUCAGAACGGCAGAUUCAAAUCUACAAGGCACAAGUCACACGGAAGACCGUGUCACUACUCAGUGAUCAAGACAUUGAUGUGAGAAGGUCUGCAGCGGCUUUGUUGAUGAACCUGGGUCCACAUCCAAAAAUCAAAGAAAGAAUUGUCGAAGCAGGUGCUCUCAAACCCUUGGCUAAAGCAUUGAAAGAUAGUGAUGAAAUCCUGAAGGAGCGCGCAGCAGGUGCGUUGGCAAACCUUUUCAAUGACCAUGCCAGCAAUGUUCACGCAGGAUAUCAGCAGGCUCCUGAGAUGAUUGGAUCUUUGGUAGCUUUGAUUCAAGAAACUGGGCUGUCUGAAGAUGCAAAGCGUCAGGGUGCUCAUGCUUUAGCAAUGUUGGCCGCAGAAGACGGCCCUUGUGAUGCAGUUUGGCAAGCUGGUGCAGGUCAGCCCCUUCUGGCUCUGCUGAAGGAUAUGGUUGGUGAGGCAGCACUUGGCAUCAUGAAUCUCUCUUGGAGGUGGACAGAAGUGAAAGCAGAGCUCGUCAAGUGUGGCACUCUGGAGUACUUGAUGGACAUGCUGCGGCUUGGUGAUGAUUCAGCGAAAGAAUAUGCAGCAGGUGCUUUGAUGAACCUGACGGCUGGAUCUCCGGACAAUGCUGAGAAAGCUGCACCAGCGGUGAAGGACUUGACGGAGUUGUUGAAAUCAAAAGCCGUGCAGGCCGCCGAAUGGGCAGCUGGUGCUUUAGCCAACAUCACAAGAUCGGCUGAGGCCACGCAGAAAACCGCCAUUGAGCAUGGUGCUGCCACGUCCAUUGCAGCUUUGCUGCCAAAGGUCACUGCAAACGGCAUGAGUCUCGUGGUUCUGGCUUUGGCAUCGCUCGCUGACACACAAGCAGCAAGUGUGGCUAAAGCCCUUGGACCAGAAGCCAAGGCAAAGCUCAGAGAUUUCCGGGAUAGCAAUAAUCCAGAUUUGGCAGAAUACACCAAGGCCUUGAUUGACAAGCUUGGCUCAAACUUUUCUUUAUGA